AGCGCAGCGACGGAGGCAUGUGCGAGGGCCCGUCGCGCAUCUCGGGGCCCAUCCCCCCAGACCCUUCGCUCUGCCCGGACUACUACCGGCGACCGGCUUCCGCCCAGGGGCGCCUGGAGGGAAACGCGCUGAAGCUGGACUUGCUGACGUGGGACCGCGAUCCGGCCAGCGCCUCUCCCCGAGGCCCUCGCAUCGUCGCGGGAGCGCGAGAGAUCCAGGAGCGGGGCCGGCAGGGCGUGGGGGGCGUGCUGCUACAAUUUGGGGGCAUCUCCUUAGGCCCCGGGGCCUCUCCCAAGAGGAAGGACCCUAAAGACCAUGAGAAAGAGAACCUGAAGCGGAUCAGGGAGAUCCAGAGGCGAUUUCGUGAGCAGGAGCGCAGCAGGGAGCAGGGCCAGCCCAGGCCCCUGAAGGCUCUGUGGCGCUCGCCGAAGUACGACAAAGUGGAGUCCCGGGUCAAGGCCUUUCUGCAGGAGCCCAGCCCUGCCUCUGGAACAGAGCCGGCCCAGUUCCUGCGGGCACACUCCCGCUGUGGCCCCGGGCUCCCUCCACCCCGUGCUCCCAGUCCUCAGCCUGACCCACAAGGUGCCAACGCCAAGGGGCCCGGCCUAGGGGUCGACUUCAUUAGCCACAAUGCCCGCGCUGCCAAGAGAGCCCCCCGGCGGCAUUCCCGCUCACUGCAGGUCCUGGCACAGGUGCUGGAGCAGAAGCGGCAAGCCCAGGAGCGUUACAACACCACACAGAAGGGCCAGCUGCCCCACUACUUGUUGGAGCGCAGGGAUCUCUGGCGGCGGGAGGCAGAGGCCCGUCAGCAAAGCCAGCCAGACCCUGCCAUGCCCCCUGGCCACACGCGCAUGCCCGAGAGCCAGCGGCUGGAGACACUGAACAGUCUACUCCGGAGCCAGGAGCAGCUUCUGCGUGAGCUGGUGCUCCUGCCAGCUGGGGCAGACUCGCUGAGGGCCCAGGGCCACCGCGCUGAGCUGGACCGGAAGCUGGUACAGAUUGAAGAGGCUAUCAAGAUCUUUUCCCGUCCCAAAGUUUUUGUGAAGAUGGAUGCCUGAGCCCUCCUAUGGAACUUCCCUAGGGGCCUCCUUCUUGGAGGAUCACCCACUGGCUACAGAGGGCGUGUUCCGGUCCUGUCAGAGUGGGGUGUCACUCCUGUCCAAAGAGAGUAGC
This is a messenger RNA of Sorex fumeus (smoky shrew), 1173 nucleotides long. It is a transcript of the gene ENKD1, whose product is annotated as enkurin domain containing 1. Lineage: Eukaryota; Metazoa; Chordata; Mammalia; Eulipotyphla; Soricidae. Gene Ontology annotation, cellular component: cytoplasmic microtubule. The transcript is spliced from 7 exons. The record is from RefSeq and is a predicted model, not a curated record. Bases 18 to 1058 code for a protein of 346 amino acids.